AGCAAGAAGAAGAGGAUGAGCAGAAUUGGGUACAUAAAGGACUCGGCUUCAAUAAGGAGAAGAGGCAGGACACCACAGUUUGCUGCACCUCCCAGAGCAGAGAGGAUGGCUGUGGAUCAGGACUGGAGCAGUGUUUAUCCAACAGCAGCUGCCUUUAAACCUGCCUCUGUGCCUCUCCCAAUCCGAAUGGGUUACCCAGUGAAGAGAGGAGUGCCUCCCCCAAAAGAAGGCAACUUAGAACUUAUUAAGAUUCCCAAUUUUUUGCAUCUUACUCCUCCUGCAAUUAAGAAGCACUGUGCAGCUCUUAAAGAUUUCUGCACUGAAUGGCCAAGUGCUCUGGACAGUGAUGAGAAAUGUGAACAGCAUUUUCCCAUUGAAAUUGAAACUGUAGAUUAUGUUUCUUCAGGGACGUCUAUUCGGAAUCCCAAAGCAAGAGUGGUGACUUUAAGAGUUAAACUUUCUAACCUGAAUUUGGAUGACCAUGCAAAGAAGAAGCUUGUUAAACUUGUAGGAGAGCGGUACUGCAAGGAGACAGAUGUGCUCACAAUUGUCACAGACAGGUGUCCCCUAAGAAGACAGAACUAUGAUUAUGGCAUGCACCUGCUCACAGUUCUGUACCACGAAUCUUGGAAAACUGAGAAGUGGGAGAGUGAGAAGUCUGAGGAAGACAUGGAAGAGUAUAUCUGGGAAAAUAGUCGCUCUCAGAAAAAUGCCUUGGACACACUGCUUCGAAUAAAAGCCUCAGAGAAUGUCAGUAAUGUCUCUAAGGAAGAGCUGCUUGGAUCUGAAGUGGUUAAGAAUUACAGAAACUCUGUAAUUGCACUUAAAAAUGAAGGUGAAACAGAAAGUAACAUGUCUCUGUAUAAGGAAUCUGUGAAAAAGCUGUUGAAUAUACAAGCAUGAGAGGAGACUCUGUAGGUACACCUGAUCAUUAUAGAAAUAUUAAGCUACUGUUAAUAUUUCUUAGUGAUAUGGAUAUAUAAUUAUUCAGAACCUUAACCAAAAGUGUGAAACUUGAUGUUGAUAAUCACAGCAGUAAUCAGUUUUCUCUUUACUGCUCAAUUUUUUUUGUAAACAUAGUUGUCCUGUCCACGAAUCUUGUUCCUUGAAUAAAGUAUGUUUGGAUUCACAUUG
Molecule: messenger RNA, 1134 nt
Organism: Neopelma chrysocephalum (saffron-crested tyrant-manakin)
Lineage: Eukaryota; Metazoa; Chordata; Aves; Passeriformes; Pipridae
Gene: MRPS35
Product: mitochondrial ribosomal protein S35
Exons: 8
Coding region: 16-903 (295 amino acids)
Biological process (GO): mitochondrial translation
Cellular component (GO): mitochondrial small ribosomal subunit
Molecular function (GO): structural constituent of ribosome
Source: RefSeq, a predicted model, not a curated record